Molecule: messenger RNA, 705 nt
Organism: Anisakis simplex (herring worm)
Lineage: Eukaryota; Metazoa; Nematoda; Chromadorea; Rhabditida; Anisakidae
Source: the annotation of a GenBank genome assembly
AUGCGAGGUGCUGAUCUUCCAGGUGAUCCGAGCGAUUCAAGACUCGAGCGUCUCAAAUGUCGUCUCAAUCAGAAGAAUAUUAUGUUAGGCGCAUGUGCACUCCAUGGAAUUUUCACUCUGGCCGUCUUAAUCUACUUCACACUUGCUGUAGCAAUUGGAAUAGUCGCUAUGAUUGGUGUGAUGUUAAUCGCGUACAUUUCCUUCGGUGUUUGUGUUAUGACCGGCAAAUCAAUGUUUUUCAUACCACACUUUGUCUACCUUAAUCAGCCUAUUUCAGAAAUCGAUCAAGCCAACGGGUACAUCGCUGAACUGGUUCUGCUUUCGUUGAAUCUUCUCUUCACUCUGAUUAUGAUCUACCCAACCUACGCGCUCUAUCGUGUUGCAAAAGCAUCUGUAGAAUCACCUUCUGAGAUUGCAAAUGAUGUGGCCGUUCUACGUGGUCAGUCCGCACUGUGUAACGAUUAUGCGAAAUCACCUCCUGUAAACGGGAUUCAACACAGCGGUGUGCAUCGUGUUGAUCCAGCACCGGUCUGUGAUGAUGUACCAGUCGAGAACGAUUCAGUGUGGGAACGGUAUAAGCGUCAAUCACUAUCUGAGGACAAUAAAUGCGAUAAUUUCCACCAACUCUACCAUCACUGUCCACCAAUGGUCAAAAAUUGUGACCCGGACACCGGCAAACCGUAUAAUGAGCGAGCGAUCAAUUAA